Molecule: messenger RNA, 2185 nt
Organism: Myxocyprinus asiaticus (Chinese sucker)
Lineage: Eukaryota; Metazoa; Chordata; Actinopteri; Cypriniformes; Catostomidae
Product: endothelin-1 receptor-like
Exons: 8
Coding region: 141-1490 (449 amino acids)
Biological process (GO): G protein-coupled receptor signaling pathway; vasoconstriction; enteric nervous system development
Cellular component (GO): membrane
Molecular function (GO): endothelin receptor activity
Source: RefSeq, a predicted model, not a curated record
GAAUGUUUCUCUCCAUCAGAGUCGAAGAAUCAGAACUAUUGUUAGUUUUGUGUGGUCUGUGAGCAGACGUUUAUCAGCAUUAUACUGAAGAGAAAAAAACCUACAAGGAAACUAUUGACAACUCGAGUCUUUGAUGUACAAUGGGUGCCCCCAAAAUCCACCGGGUCACGCUGCUAAUGACCGCCGUAUCCUAUGUGAUAAUUGGAUGUGGAAACUGUCAAUCAAACUCAUCCAAUGACUUAAAGCUCUAUAUCUCUGGUAACCAUGGCAACCCCGAAUCUCCGGCGCUCCCCUUGGAGCCUUCGGGGUCAGAUGUCGUGACCCCUGACCCCAGAGCUGUCCAUCAAGUCUCCCAUCCGUCAGGGAACGGAUCGGUGCGAGCCCAGCCGCUGUCUUUGCCCCCGGCUUGUCUGAGGAGGACGUACAUCGAGGGUCUGUUUAAAUAUGUCAACACGGUUCUUUCCUGUCUGAUCUUUGCGGUCGGGAUGGUUGGGAACACGACGCUUUUGAGAAUAAUUUACCUGAACAGAACCAUGAGGAACAGGCCGAAUGCGCUGAUCGCCAGUCUAGCGCUGGGAGACCUCAUAUACAUCGCCAUUGACAAACCCAUCAAUGCCUAUAAGUUGUUGGCAAUGCGAUGGCCGUUUGAUGACAGUGUGUUCGGUCUCUUCCUGUGUAAACUGAUGCCAUUUCUACAGAAAGCUUCAGUCGGGAUAACAGUUCUCAAUCUGUGUGUGCUCAGUGUGGACAGGUAUCGAGCGGUAGCGUCUUGGAGUCGUGUGCAGGGUGUUGGUAUUCCAGCGUCCACAGCUGUCGAGAUCGUGUGCAUCUGGGUGUUGGCUGUAAUUUUGGCCGUUCCAGAAGCCAUCGGGUUCAAAAUGGUCAGUUUUGACUACAACAACGUCACGAUACGAACCUGCAUGCUGAAACCAGAGACGCCAUUCAUGACGUUCUACAGGGAUGUGAAGGUGUGGUGGUUGUUCGGCUUUUAUUUCUGUGUUCCUCUGGUGUGUACGGCCGUCUUCUACACACUCAUGACCUGUGAGAUGUUGAGCAACAGGAAAGGCAGUCUGAAAUACUCUCUCAGUGAACAUCUCAAACAGAGGCGUGAGGUGGCGAAGGCUGUGUUUUCUCUGGUGUUGAUCUUUGCUCUCUGCUGGUUCCCGCUGCAUCUGAGUCGCAUCCUGAAGAAGAUGGUUUACUUUCAGAAUGACGUCGGCCGCUGUGACCUGCUCAAUUUCCUGUUAGUGUUUGAUUAUUUAAGUAUCAAUCUGGCUACCGUCAACUCCUGCAUCAAUCCUAUAAUCCUCUACUUCGUCAGCAAGAAAUUCAAGAACUGCUUCAGGACGUGUUUGUGUUGUUGUUGGUAUCCGGGUUCGUUGUUCAGCAGCGUCGUGCCUCAAAAUGGCACCAGUAUCCAGUACAAGAACCCUGAUGUACACAACAUCGUAUCAGACCGAACCACACUGCGCAAGGACAGCUACAACUGAACCAUCACACACACACACACACACAAACUUGUUUUAAUAUCAUUAUGAGGACUCUCCAUAGACAUAAUGAUUUUUAUACUGUACAAACUAUAGAUUCUAUCCCCUAACCCUAACCCUAACCCUAAACACACACACACACUCACACACACUCACACACACACACACACACACACACUCACACACACACACACAUGUUGGUGCAGCUAUCAUUAUGAGGACUCUCCAUAGACAUAAUGAUUUUUAUACUGUAUGAACUAUAGAUUCUAUCCCCUAACCCUAACCCUACACCUAAACACACACACACACACACAUACACACACACACACACAUACACACACACUCACACACACUCACACACACACACACACAUGUUGGUGCAGCUAUCAUUAUGAGGACUCUCCAUAGACAUAAUGAUUUUUAUACUGUAUGAACUAUAGAUUCUAUCCCCUAACCCUACCCCUAAACACACACACACACUCACACACACACACACACACACAUGUUGGUGCAGCUAUCAUUAUGAGGACUCUCCAUAGACAUAAUGAUUUUUAUACUGUAUGAACUAUAGAUUCUAUCCCCUAACCCUAACCCUACACCUAAACACACACACACACACACAUACACACACACACACACAUACACACACACUCACACACACUCACACACACACACACACAUGUUGGUGCAGCUAUCAU